ACAGUCUUUCUUUUCCCCAUAGAUCGAAUGGACCUGGAAGAGCCGGAAAAAGUAGAUAAGUUGCAGGAACCAUUGUUGGAAGCGCUGAAGAUUUAUGCGCGCCGACGCCGGCCCAACAAGCCUUACAUGUUUCCUCGCAUGCUCAUGAAAAUUACUGACCUGCGGGGGAUCAGUACCAAAGGUGCUGAACGGGCCAUCACCUUGAAGAUGGAGAUCCCUGGUCCCAUGCCACCACUCAUCCGAGAGAUGCUGGAAAAUCCUGAAAUGUUUGAAGAUGAGCUGUCACAACCUCCAACUUCAGCAGAAGCUCCGAGCACUGAGGAGAGCCCAGCUGACACCAAAAGCCAAGAGGAGACCCCUUAGCACCUCAAGAAAGCCUGGAUCUAGGCUGAGAAAGGCUGGGAGAAGAUGGUUUUCUGUAUCUCAUCUCUGCCUUCCCAUGGCCCAUUUCCUCCUUGAUACAGUUUUAGGCUUACCUUUCCUGCUCUUGGCUCAUCUGCCGGCCAUCAGGACAGCAGUCAAGAUGAGCAAGGAGGCAGCCAGCAGCCUGUUCCUCUCUCCUCCUCUGGUGACGUGGGCUGGAUGCCUCUUGCCUUAAUUUUUUUUCCUUUGGGGCCUUGGAUUUCUAUUCAGAAGCCUUUUCUCCCAACCCCAGAGCUUUGCCAAAGCCCCCAGGUUGCCUCUCCAGAUGACUCAAGCAGCUUCAAAGCCAAAUGUUCAGCACCUGGGAAGUCCCAAAGGGGCUACAACUCGGAGGUCCCCCUUUUCAAAAUGGGGUGAGCUCCACACGUGCAAUUUCCCUCCCCAUAAACUCUUCAGCCUCUGAGAAAAAGGGGCACCCCAAGAGCCAAUGGAGACUCUGUAAUGAGCGGUUUCUUGGUUCCUCCUUCAACACAGCCUAAAACCCACUUCGUCCUUCUGCCUUGCAAGCCAGGAAGCCUGGCACCCGGGAUGCUAUUUAUUCAAGAAUCUGAAGACCAACAGAGGAACACAAGAGACAAGAGACCCUUCCUCUCCCCGUUGCACACAAGAGACCUUGGACCAAUAAUGUUGGGGAACGGAGAAGACAAAGGCAGGACUUCUAUGUACGCAUCCCUAGACAUGUCGCCUUCAGGGUGUGCUUGUAUUAAAAAAAUCCUUCUCGGAUGGAUUCCGGCAAGCUAUGCGAAUUCUUGGGGGUGGGGGAGGGGCUCCUUUUGGUUAGCUUUAUAAAACGCUAUUGUGUUAUUAUCGCAGGGCAGAGAGCCGAUCCC
Molecule: messenger RNA, 1253 nt
Organism: Thamnophis sirtalis
Lineage: Eukaryota; Metazoa; Chordata; Lepidosauria; Squamata; Natricidae
Source: RefSeq, a predicted model, not a curated record